Fusarium venenatum is the source of this 1500-nucleotide messenger RNA. NCBI's taxonomy places the organism in Eukaryota, Fungi, Ascomycota, Sordariomycetes, Hypocreales, Nectriaceae. The record is from RefSeq and is a predicted model, not a curated record.
AUGCCCUUCAAGGGGGUUACGCUUCUUUUUUGGGGAUUGAUCUUCCUUUCUUUCUUUUCUAGCUUGACAAACUGUUUCUCAUGGAGACCUCAUACAGUUCCUAAUGGGGAGGCGCAAGUUGUUAUUCAUCACCAGCAACACGGCGACAGCAAUCCUCUCUGGAAGCAACAAGCGGAUCGAAAACUCUCCAGCGCUUAUAGCACUGCCCUCCAAGAGCUGCAGGAUCUGGAGUCGCAGCCUCUUUGCCAUCGCAUCGCUGCGAGGCAACUCGUGAACAAUUGUCACCUUCUGAACGGCCAGGAUGAUGUAAAGAUCCACCUCGACAGUGGAAGGGCCGCGCGAGAUUUUGUCGACUUCUACGCAGCAAGUCUGGCCAUUUGUGACUUGGAGCGCGGCAGUUUCUUGAUUCCAAAACCAUGCUUCAAGUUCCGAGAACCAUUCCUGGCAGCGCUCCCUGUCCCGACCGCCGCAAAGCUUCACGUCUCGACUAAUGAAAUCGACGAAUGUCUCGAAGGCCUCGCACAGUCAGACUCGGCCUGGAAUACCUGGGCCAGUGAAAAUCGAGAUCUGUUAGGCACAGCCAAAUUAACGAUCUUUCCAGAUGAGGACAUCUUCCUUUACCAAAGAAUCACCAGAAUCCUCGAGAAACUCACAAAUGAUGUCGAGGCAGACCUGGAAAAGCGAUUCCAAUCCCUCAACCGAGCCUUUGACGCUGCAAGCCAGUCAGUGGAAGGUAUUGGCCCACAGGUCAAGAACCUGCGGAUGGAAAUGGACAAGGCCAGUGGGAUUCUCCAAAACGACCUGAGUCAUGCGAUCAAGGAUUCUCGCGACGUUGUAGCGAGUGGAUUAGAAGAAGCGCAAGCACUGCAUGAUCUCCUCGAGAUACUCGUUCGCGCCGUCCAAGAGCACACCACCGACAUCGCAACAUCCCAAGAGGUUGCAUUGCGAACCAGCACUGAGAAGUGGAAUGACGAGGUUGGGGUUUUGGUGACAGCAUUGACCGCAGUGGUCGCAACCUCACUUGAUCAAAUGGAAACGGCGGCAGCUAGGAGUGCAGGUAUCCUAGCGAAACAGGCCAAAAUCGAGCAAGGCAUGGGUAAGCUGGAAGAGCUCGCUGACGAUCUGCUUCUCAAAUACGACAGUCAUGAGUCGCGACUUGAUGAUGCUUUGCAAAAGUCUAGCCAGGUAUUAGACGUCCUUGAAGCAACUGCCGCCUCGGCUGCUGGACUUCAAGGAUACAUGCUUGGUGGUCUUGGGUUUUCCGGAUUCUGGCCCUACGUUGUGUGCCCAGCUUUGUCGUUGGCGUUGGGAUCAUAUAGGCUUCAGCCUUCAUUUGCGCGAAACAUAUGGCUCGUCGGUAUCGGUGAACUCAUGGGCAUGGUUGUAUCGAAAGCGAGUUAUUAUGCAAAUAUCUUCAGCUUUACUUCAGUUUUUGAAACAACCAAUGAGCCGACACUCAACCAAACCUUUCCCGCCACGACAUUAAAAGUACUUUACUGA